AGUUAAAAGAUAAUUUUUGCUCCGUGAACUGCAAUGAACGUCAACAAAGAUUUAAAUUACGCCUUUGCGUUGACUGGCCAAUGUUUGCGGAUAUUAGGCGUAUGGCCCGAUCCACUUGUGCCUUUGAGUAAAUUUCAGCGUCCAAACAUAAGAUUCAUAGUCGUUACGUGUAUCCUAAGCCUUUACAUAUUCGUGCCUCAAGUGACAAAUAUGAUUCUUGCAUGGGGUAAUGUGUCUCGGAUGGUGGAAUAUCUCUCCUCCGCGAAUUAUUGCUUAAUAGCACUGUGCAAGUUAAUCGCUACUUGGUACCACGGUAAAGCACUUCAAACCGUGAUGGCAUCAGUCAUAACUGAUUGGACAACUUCGAAAAACCAAGGACGAACCAUAAUGUUAAAUAUGGCAAGACGUGGCAGAAUCUUAUCGUUUAGAUGUUAUGCGAGCAUGUCGUGCACAGUCGCGAUCUUCAUAUUUUUUAACAUCUUAAAAUUUAUUCGAAAUAUAUCCCAAACUCAACGGAGUCUCGUGUAUCGAUUUGUCUUACUUUACCACAGUCAAAAGAGUCCAAACUACGAAAUUACUUUUUUCAUUCAACUUUCCGGUGGUGCAUACGCAGGUGUCAUCAAUUCUACUGUCGACAGUUACAUUUCGAUACUUUUGUUGCACAUAUCUGCGCAGAUGAUAAAUCUACGAACAUCGCUCAACAAUCUGGUUGAGCAAUUAGCCGAAGGAUCUAUAUCAUCUUCAAUAUUUAAAAAAGGAUUAGCUGCAAUCACUACGCGUCACGAACAUCUUAUCAGGAACGCAAGAACGAUCAACGACUGUUAUAGCGCAGUGUUAUUUGUGCACAUGUUAUCUGCUACCUUUCAGUUAUGUUUUGAAAGCUUUCAAGUUUUCACGAUAAUAACAAGCAAUAUGGAUGUACCGAUUAUCAAAGUAACUUUUCUCUCGUUUUACUUCGUCGCAGUGGUGAUGCAUUUAUAUACUUAUUGCUAUUCAGCUGAAAGACUUUCAACAGAGAGUACGAAUAUGGCGUACGGCGUGUAUGAAUGCAAGUGGUAUGAUAUAUCAUCAAAAGACGCGAAGAAUUUAAUGUUUAUGGUACAUCGAUCUACAAUUCCGCUUAGAUUGACGGCUGGAAAAUUUGGAACUUUCUCAUUAGAAAUGUUUGGAACGACGAUAAAAACGUCAAUGGGAUACCUAUCUGCAUUGUUGACGUUAACGGAUUAUUUAAAUUACGCCUUUGCAUUGAGUCGUCAAUGUUUACGGAUGUUAGGCGUAUGGCCCGAUCCACUUGUGCCUUUGAGUGAAUUUCAGCGUCCAAACAUAAGAUUCAUAGUCGUUACGUGUAUCCUAAGCCUUUACGUAUUCGUGCCGCAAGUUACAAAUAUGAUUCUUGCAUGGGGUAAUGUGUCUCGGAUGGUGGAAUAUCUCUCCUCCGCGAAUUUUAGCUUAAUGGCACUGUGCAAGUUAAUCGGUACUUGGUAUCAUGGAGAAGCACUUCGAACUCUGAUGGCAUCAGUCAUAACCGAUUGGACAAAUUCGAAAAACCAAGAACGAAAUAUAAUGUUAAAUAUAGCAAGACGUGGCAGAAUCUUAUCUUUUAGAUGUUAUGUGAGCAUGACAUGCACAGUCUUGUUUUACAUAUCUCUCAACGUCCUGAAAUUUAUUCGAAAUGUAUCCCAAACUCAACGGAGUCUCGUGUAUCGAUUUAACUAUCCUUACAACACUCAAAAGAGUCCAAACUACGAAAUUACUUUUUUCACUCAACUUUCCGGAGGUGCAUACUCAGCUAUCAUCAACUGUACUGUCGACAGCUACAUCUCGAUACUUUUGCUGCACAUAUGCGCGCAGCUGAUAAAUCUACGAAUAUCACUCUACAAUCUGGUCGAAGAAUUAGCCGCAGGAUCCAUAUCCUCUUUAAUAUUUAAGAAAGAAUUGGCUGCAAUCACUAUACGUCACGAACAUCUUAUCAAGAACGCAAAGACGAUUAACGACUGUUAUAGCGCUGUGUUAUUUGUGCAUAUGUUAGCCGCUACCUUUCAAUUGUGUUUUGAAAGCUUUCAAGUUUUCACGAUAAUAACAAGCAAUAUGAGUGUAUCUAUUAUCAAAUUAGCUUUUCUGUCAUUUUACUUCGUCCUAGUAUUAACGCAUUUAUAUAUUUAUUGUUAUUCAGCUGAACAACUUUUAACAGAGAGUACAAAUAUGGCGUAUGGCGUGUAUGAAUGCAAGUGGUAUAAUAUAUCAUCAAAAGACGCAAAGAAUUUAAUGUUUAUGGUACAUCGAUCUACGAUUCCGCUUAGAUUGACGGCUGGAAAAUUUGGAAUCUUCUCAUUAGAAAUGUUUGGAACGACGGUGAAAACGUCAAUGGGAUACCUAUCUGCAUUGCUGACGUUGAUGGAUUAGAAAGAAAUAUUUUAAAAAUACUGAAUUAAAUAAGCGUACUUGUUUGCUAUAUAUAUUCUAUAUAGCGUGUUAACAGCUUUAUAUGUAUUAUCUGUAACAUAAUUUUUUUUAAUUAAUAUAUGUUUUUGUGCAAUAAAAUAAUUUAUUUAUUAUCUCUCAUAACUUAAGUUUUUUAAUCAAGAAGCUAAUGUUACAUUAGAAGUUAGCAAAAGUACAAAAAUAUUUAUGAAAUGUUUUGGGAAUUCUUUUAUUCAAUCUCCUAUUCAAAUAAUUAUUGUAAAUAUUUCGUAAAUUUUUCACAAAUAUUACGCAUUAUUGUAUCCUUAGCAAUAUACAUUUUUUAUAAGUUUAUUUAUUUUAUAAUUUUUGCUUUUUUAAAAUUUUAUUAGAUAAAAAAAGAACAAAAAUUAUUUACAAAAUACACUUAAAAAUGCUGCUAUA
Monomorium pharaonis (pharaoh ant) is the source of this 2844-nucleotide messenger RNA. RefSeq lists its product as uncharacterized. NCBI's taxonomy places the organism in Eukaryota, Metazoa, Arthropoda, Insecta, Hymenoptera, Formicidae. Gene Ontology annotation, biological process: detection of chemical stimulus involved in sensory perception of smell; sensory perception of smell. The transcript is spliced from 13 exons. The record is from RefSeq and is a predicted model, not a curated record. Gene Ontology annotation, cellular component: plasma membrane. Bases 34 to 2403 code for a protein of 789 amino acids. Gene Ontology annotation, molecular function: odorant binding; olfactory receptor activity.